Molecule: messenger RNA, 1104 nt
Organism: Acanthosepion pharaonis
Lineage: Eukaryota; Metazoa; Mollusca; Cephalopoda; Sepiida; Sepiidae
Source: the annotation of a GenBank genome assembly
AUGUUUGCACCAAAAUCAAUCCAAACUGAUCACGAAGAUUUGAUUCACGAUGUUGCUUAUGACUUUUACGGCAAAAGGCUUGCUACAUGUUCCAGUGACCAAACAGUCAAGAUCUGGGACAAAUCUGAAGAUGGACAAUGGCGUCAGUCUGCUUGCUGGAAGGCACAUACUGGCUCUGUAUGGAGAGUUACAUGGGCACAUCCAGAUUUUGGCCAAGUUAUAGCAACAUGUUCAUUUGAUCGAGCAGCGGGAAUCUGGGAAGAGCUUCCUUGUGAAUCCCGUGAUGAAACUUCAAAAACAAAGUGGGUAAAGAGACCAAAUUUGGUUGACAGCCGCUCAUCUGUAACAGAUGUUAAAUUUGCUCCAAAACACCUUGGUCUUCAGUUGGCUACUUGUACAUCAGACGGAAUGGUGAGGAUUUAUCAAGCUCCUGAUGUUAUGAACCUGAGCCAUUGGUCUUUGGAUUAUGAAAUUCAUUGCAAACUUAGUUGUAGCUCAUUAUCAUGGAAUCCUACCAGAUCCUGCCCACCAAUGAUUGCAGUGGGUAGUGAUGAUGCAAAUCUCUCUGCUGGAGGAAAAGUUUUUGUGUAUCAAUAUAAUGAUCAACUCAGGUCAUGGAGCAAAUUACAAACCUUAGCCUUGGUAACUGAUCCGGUACAUGAUCUUGCCUUCUCUCCAAAUUUUGGACGUUCUUAUCAUCGGCUAGCCAUUGCAUCAAAAGAUUUAAAAAUUAUUAAUAUGGUUCCAAUAAAACAAGAUAAUAACUUAGAAACAGGCACUGAGUAUGAAAUUACUUUAGUGGGUCAGUUUGACGAUCAUGAGCAUCAGGUCUGGCGUUUAUCAUGGAAUGUGAUGGGAACGGUUUUGGCUUCUUCUGGUGAUGAUGGCAAAGUGAGGCUUUGGAAAGCCAACUACCUAGGCAAUUGGAAAUGUAUAUCAGUUCUGGUUGGAGAUAUACCUUCAAGUAUCCCAGAAUCAUCCAGCCAGUCCAGGUUAGAUCUCUCACCCGUAGGACAGGCUUCCACAGUGGCUUCAGGAUCUGCAUCAAAUAAAAGGUACCCUAGGGUGGUCCCUGGAGGCAAUUUUGGAGCUGCAAUGACCUAA